AUGCUGGAGUUGGACGUCAUCGUGUGUUCGACGUCAGGCAAGCCUGUCUUCCGCCACAAAGUGUCCACCUCGACGACAACCUGUUCAUCUGAAGAAGAUGACGCUUCCACUAGUUCGUUCACCAGUUCGCUUCAAGGUCUCCUGUCCUUUGUAGUGUGCACGCAACACGAAGAGCUACUGGAGCUUCACGCUGCUGGCUGUCGCUGCGUGUUCCGAAGCGUUGACAACCUCACGUUUGCUGCUAUUGAGCAGGAUGUUCAGGAAGACAGUAGUGUCCACAACAGGAGGACACCAACCUUUGCGUCAGAAUGUCUGCAGCAUCUACUGCGCUUGCUACAGAGUCAGAUCCUCUUAGUGCUGAGCGACCGAGGACUCGAUGUGCUACAGAGACAACCAGGUUACGACUUGCGUGAGCUUCUCAAUGGAACAGACAGAGUCACAAGGUCGCUGACAGAGCUCUGGGCGGUGGCACCCACGCUGAGGUUUAAGGACUACGGCGUGCCUUUUGUUCGGCUGAAACCGGAGACACGACGAGAAGUCACAAGAGCUUUGGAAGUUGAAGCGGCCACGGAGGAUUCAACGUCGACAAUGAUCUGCGGACUAUUGCUUGCAAAGGAGCAGGUGGUGGCUACUGUACAGCCGAAUAAAAAGCAGUUCAGCAUGCUGGUCGAUGACCUGGUGCUACUGAUCAACUUUGUGUAUCACACGCCGUCACUAGCUCAGUCCGAGACGUGGACGCCAAUCUGCUUAUCAAACUUUAAUGCCCGAGGAUUUCUGUACGCGUAUGUGGUCUUUUUGACUACUGACGUGUGUUUGCUGCUGCUGAGUAGCCAGCAAUCUCCGGAACAAUUCCCAUACUUUCAAGCAAAGAAGGAGUUUGUACGGCAGCGUCUGGAGGACAUCGGUGCUAUGGAUGAUAUUAAGGCUUCAGUCAAGAACCAUUCCGAAUGGCAACCCCAUCGCGAUCUACCGCUGCUGCAACACUUUAUCUACAAAAAUGAGCUCACGGGUGAAUGCGCUGAGCCUAAGUUGACAUUUCCAUUUGAUAAUGAGGAUUUUGGCACUCGUUUAGAGCUGCUGAAUCAGUACGCCAAGGUACACCACUUGAUGUUCCCGGCACCGACAGAUCAUCAAGCUCGUGAAAGCCAAGUAUUGGGCAAACGGUUAGCAUCAUUACAAGAAGCUACUGCGGCACGUAUGGUGUAUGAGCGCAGUGACACGGGUCUCAUUGUAGGCAUGUGCAGUGCUGACUAUCGAUUGUUGGUGUGGUUCGAUUCUCUCGUGACCAUUUGUGAUGCUCGGGAACAAAUACAAGUGCUGCUUGAUCGACUUUGCCACGACGAAAAGCUCAUGUCUGUCGCUCUCUUCCUUUCCAGCAGCGGGUUUACCUCCGUCAGCUCGUUUGGGAUGUGGCCGUGA
Molecule: messenger RNA, 1419 nt
Organism: Peronospora belbahrii
Lineage: Eukaryota; Oomycota; Peronosporomycetes; Peronosporales; Peronosporaceae
Source: the annotation of a GenBank genome assembly